Messenger RNA from Lethenteron reissneri (Far Eastern brook lamprey), 5868 nucleotides. Its product is annotated as ankyrin repeat domain-containing protein 13D-like. NCBI's taxonomy places the organism in Eukaryota, Metazoa, Chordata, Hyperoartia, Petromyzontiformes, Petromyzontidae. Gene Ontology annotation, cellular component: cytoplasm. Gene Ontology annotation, molecular function: protein binding. The record is from RefSeq and is a predicted model, not a curated record.
AAUAAACAAUAAAACUCACCUCUCCAUACAUAGGGCUGUGGGUUUGACAGACACUGCCUUGGCCAUGCAUAUUGGAACGCGGCGGCGCUCGGCGGGGCUGGUGUUCGCUCGGGGGCUAUGAGAGCCUGUGCAGGAGGAUGUCAUCACCGCUCCGAGCGUCUGCCGCCGAAAGCUGCCGGCUGCAUCGCUUGGUGUGGGACGACAGGACGUCCGCCCUGGAGACGGAGCUGAACAGCAGUCGGCAUAACGUGGAGGAGGUGGACCCACGCGGGCGCACGCCUCUGCACCUGGCCGUCACCCUCGGGCACAUCGAGUGCGCCCGCCUUCUGCUCAAACACGGGGCCAAUGUGGCCGUGGAAAACCGGCAAGGAUGGUCCGUGCUGCAAGAGGCCGUGAGCACGGGUGACCCCGACAUGGUGCAGCUGAUCCUCCAGCACCGCGACUACCGUAGGGUGACGCGCCGCCUCGCCGGCAUCCCCGAACUCAUGGCCAAGCUCCGCAAGGCAACAGAUUUCUACGUGGAGAUGAAAUGGGAAUUUACAAGCUGGGUGCCUCUGGUGUCCCGCGUGUGUCCAAGCGACGUCUACAAGGUGUGGAAGUGCGGCUCAAACCUCCGUGUCGACACCACCCUCCUGGGCUUCGAUCACAUGACCUGGCAGCGAGGGAAACGAAGCUUCAUAUUCAAAGGGCAAGACAACGGGGCGGUGGUGCUGGAGGUGGACCACGACCGCUGCCUGGUGUAUGUGGAGACGCUGUCUCUGGCCGCCCCCGAGACGGACGCGCUGCUGCAGGCCGUGCGCCCCUCCGAGGCCCAGAUCCUGCUGCGCCUCUCGUCGCCCGUCGUGUCCACGCACGUCAACACCAAGAACAUCCAGUUUGAGAGGAACAAGUCCGGAAUCUGGGGGUGGAGAAGCGAAAAAAGUGAAACAAUUAACGGUUAUGAAACGAAGGUGUACAGCGCCUCCCACGUGGAGCUGGUGACGUGCACUCGGACGGAGCACCUCUCUGACCAGGAUAAAAACAAAACCAAAGGAGUGAAAACCACCCCCCUGCAGUCGUUCCUCGGGAUUGCCGAGCAGCAUGUCGGCUCGAACAAUGUGGCACAGAUCACGCAGAUGGCGAGCCCCACCAAUCCCACGGCGAUCACGGCCGCCGAGUACUUCAACCCCCGCUUCGCGCUCGGGGGCCGCGACAUCGGACGCCCGGUGGAGCUGACCGUGAAAACGCAGCGGUUCAAGGCCAACCUGUGGCUGUGCGAGGACCACCCGCUAUCCUUGGUGGAGCAAGUGAUGCCCAUUGUCGACCUAAUGGCCAUCAGCUACACUCACUUCGCCAAGCUGAGGGAUUUCAUCACCUUAAAACUUCCCUCCGGCUUUCCCGUGAAGAUUGAGAUUCCACUUUUUCACAUUCUGAACGCCCGCAUCACCUUUGGGAACCUCAACGGCAGCGGCGACGAGGCGCUGUCGGCAUGCGGCAGCCCCGACAGCGACAGCCAGUCGUCACCCAGCAGCGACAAUUCCAGCCUGGGCAGCGUCAACAGCUCAGGGACGCCGGUGUCGGCCUGGGUGAUGGACGACUCCGUGUUCGAGGUGCCCAAGGGCUACACAGUGGCCGGCCAGGCCAAGAGGCAGCCCAUGCGUGAUGAGGACGAUGCGCUGCUUCAGUUUGCGAUCCGCCAGAGCCUGCUGGAAGCUGGCACCGAGUCUGAUCAGGUUACCAUUUGGGAGGCGCUCACAAACAGCAAGCCCGGCACCCACCCACUGUCUUGCAACGAGGGAAACCAUGAAAGGCUCCGAACAAAGGCUCAGCAGGUCAAGAACAGCGCGGCUUGUACGGCGGAUGGCAGCGGCAGGAGCAGGAGCAGCAGCAGCAAUAGCAUCAGCAGCGGUACAAGCAGCAGCAAUCCUCUCCCGAAAACCAGCCGCAGCCGAAUCCUGUCUGCAGGUGGCAGCAACAGCCCUUGCCGCAUCUCCUCGUGGGUCAGCAACUACAGCCCCUGCAAGCUGCACUUUCGAAGCGGCGGCAGCGGCGGACGUAAAAUAUCCAUCGUGGCCAACAGCAGCUGCGCCCGCGUUCUGACUGCAGGGGGCAGCGCUCAGAGCAGCCCUCGACGUGUGUCGGCAGAGGGCGGCACGAGGGACGGCGGCACCCGUCGAGCAUCGAUCGAGGCCCGCAGCUGCAGCAGCAACAGCAGCAGCAGCGUUCAAGAGCUGCCCAUGCCGAGCAGCACGGGCAGCUCGCGCCGGGUGUCCGCGGAGGGCAGCGGCGCAGAGAGCCCGCCGCGGGGUGGCGGUGGCAGCGGCAGCGGCGCACGGGACCCGGGGCACGCCGGGCAGCGGAGGGCAGCUGACGCGGAGUAAAGGGGGGCAGCCGUUGUGGGAUUUGAGGGCCUGGUGGCCACCAGGUGUACCGUGUAAAGAAAUGUGCUCACUCACACUCCCCGUGGUUGGCCUUUACUGAUAUCGCGCUCUGCGUUUUAUGCUGCAGCUCUGGUUAUGGUUAUUGUCUCGGUGGUUUUUUGUUUUUGUUGUUGUUGACAAUCACGUUCACGUUUUCAGAAUAAUGUAACAACAACAAAGUGGCUUUUUAAAUGCUGUUUCGUUUCUUACGGCACUUUUAGCCAGCACUUCUCGUAGUUUGCACUCGUUGUUGUGUAAAAAAAUUGAAAUAAUUCUUGAUAGAGGUGAAAUGCAGGUGCGUUGACACCCCCAGUGUGGGUGUGUAACCACCAGUAGAGUGACCACCGUCAUAAACAUUCACAUUGGCUGCCACCUUUUCCUGACUUUCCCACGAUUGUGCCACUUUUUGAGGUACCUGAUCCUGGGAAAUCUUUAAGUCUACAUACCCAGGACAUCAAGAGUCGUCAUUGCUUUUGUCAGUUGCCUGAUCGUCGACGGACAAGAAGGAUGACAUACACACACCACUAAACAGAAAGACACUACCCAUGUCCCAGAUUCUCUGGAUUAUAACAUGCACUUACCCCCCCCCCCCUUUUGUAUUUAAAAGCAAAAUUUGGGGGGGGGGGCGGGGUGGCGUGCGCUAUGUAUUUGAGUCUUUGUGCGCUUAUCUGUGUGACCAGAUUCAUCUGACCUUUUUGGACAACGGGCACACGUUUUUUGGGCGAGGCUUUCUUCCCGGAGCAUCCUAUAGUCCAGAGAAUUACAGUCGUGCACUCUUGUGAUGCGACAUUGUGAGAUGUAUCAUCCUUCGUGCGACGUCCUGUGUUUUGUACCUCGGGAGGGUGACAACCCUAUUCAAUUCUCAAGUCCCCAUCUCCAGGAAUUUUGUAUCUUAAUUUCAAAUCCACCGGUGUCUAAAUUUUCUAGACCCACUGUAGUUAAAUCCCGUGUGGUGCAUUGGGACUGUUUAGCCACGAGUCCUGGACCUCAGUGUCUGCAGCCUUAGGGAAUCCUCAGCAGUACCACUGGCCACAACCAGCCAGGUGCCUCAACUGCAGAGUGAGUGGCUCGCAAUCAGAAGGUUUGAGUUCAGAUCCUAGAUUUGAAGUUUUCGUGACUGCAAGGAUUCAGUAAAGUCACGUAGGUAAAAAAAUGUAAUAAAUGAAAACAAUUCAAUGAAAUCACGACGUUUCGGGCGCAACACAAGCGUCCUCCUUCAGGUGGGGACAACGUAGCGAACGCACAACCUAAGCGGUUGUUUUCAUUUAUUUUAAUUUUUUACCUACGUGAAUUUACCGAAAAAAAACAAAGAGUAUAGUUGAGAUCCUGGUUGGAGGUUGACUCGAUCCCAUCAUCCCUCCGGCAUCGAUAAAAGGAGUACCACUUUAUGGGGGAAGUUAACGGUAGGCUUCUUCUAUGUACAGACUUGCCCUUGCCAUAAUAAUGAGGAAUUUCCACAACUGGCUCAAGGCUGUAAACAGGAGCUGAGCAACAAAUCAAUGCCUUGACUUUGACCACUGCUCCAACCACCUAACAUACGUCAGAGACAUUGGGGUUUUGGUGCAAGUCCGCUGCAAAUCACCUCGCGUUUGCGAUAUACAGUACUGUACACUGGAACUCUAAGCAACGUGGCAGCCACCUCUUUUGAGCUGAAAUUACGUAAUUAGAUUUGCACUUAUGUAAUUGUAAAAAAAAACCGUUCAAUUUAAGGCAUUAUUGCGUAGUUAGUAGUAGUACAUAGUGGAUUAUUAUUAUUUGUUGUGGCUAUAAGCAUUUUUUGUUAUGAAUUAUUGUAAUGUCACCAUGAAAAAGUUAUGUUACAUAUACAGUGCUGAUUCAGCGAGGGACUUUGCAGGGCAGUCCCACAAACUUCAGAUGUACAGUAUUUUAACCAGUUGGGAUUGUAAUUCAGAUAAACCCUAUUACCCAUAAGAAAGAUAUGCUCCAACUACCGCAGUGUCGGACGUGCCGAGACGAUCCAACUGUUUCAUCCGUGCUGGGAUGAUACUGAUGGUGCAUUACGUUUUUUGUGUACGUGUCAACCCAUUAAUUAAAUCCACAAAUAAGCCAUAUUUUCUAAAACUACAAUUACCUUCAAAGUGACACCCCCACGUGUUUCACGAGGAUUAUUUUGACCGAGGUCAAAUUUGUGGAACCUGCCCCGAUGCUUUAUAACAUGUACAUAUUUUACCAUGCUCGUAAUACCCUUUAUACAAUGCACCUAUAAGGCUGACACUCAUAAGUAAUUGCUGUAUUUUGUUAUGACAUCAAUAACAUUACACAAAAUAUUCCUUUUUGUUCACUUGACAUUUUGGCUUCAUCCCAUAGCCAGCGGCAAUUUCAGUAGCCGACAAUUUAAUGAGCUAAUUAAGCAAUUUGUAAGACAUUCAUACAAUAAUUCCUGUUAAGCGUCCCAUAAAACCAACUGACAGGGGUACUGCCGAUUAUUUACAGAGCUCCGCUGUGUCCUUAGCUGUCACCAGAUCUGUUUUACGUGUAAAAAUCUAUUUCAGGUUAAAGCGAAGAAAUGUGUGUUUUAAAUGUGUAGUUUACGUGCACUUACUCCUACCAUUACCACAUUUAUGCCUCGUUAAACGCCGUUGGGGUUAUGCACUUGCGUUUUUCUUUUUUAAAGCCACAAUGGAACGAUCUUCACAAACACUUGCCGUGUUCUUAAACAGCGAUGCGACGAUGCAUUGAAUCAUCAAUUCAUAUAGCUUCUUAAGUUGACAAAACAUCCAUCGAAUCACGUGUGCAAGAAUGUCCCCCCCCCCCCCAUGUGUAUAUGUUGUAUGUAAUGAGUUCAUGUAGCCCCCUGCAGUGACUCAUAGCCGCUACAUUCAUCACAAUGCAUCCAAUAAUCUCCAGAAUCAUGACAAUGUGCGCAGUCAUCCUGACAAUUAUUAGAAUUGUUACGCCUUCAAUGGCAGCUUCAUGAGCACGGCCUAUGAUCACCUACAAUAAUAACAACCACCCAUCUUUGCCAGUGUUUGAUCAUAUGUGGGUGUCUCUAAUUAUGUCCAAAUCAGAAUAUUCUGUUCAUAAACAUCGGAUCCACAUCAACUGCUCCAAUUAACAAGCCACUGCUUUUCUUUAACCCUACGCCUAUAACCUAACUACCCCAUCGUGGGUCUCGUAGAACAUCGUGUACAUCAUGAUAUAUCUACUGCCGGAUGAAGGGUUGCAUUAUCAAAUAGAUCCUGCAAAAGACUUAAUUGAAUAUAAUAACAAAUUUCACAAUAUUGGCAAGUUAACGUUCAAAUGAAACUCAGGAGGUGCCUUGUGCUCUGGUCCUUCCCGACUAUGGAGAGGAAUCUGACUUGGUGGAAAUAGAUGCAGUCAUCCAAGCUCUCACAAACAGAGGCCUAAAAAAAAAAUAUAAAGCAGUUAUAAAAAUUAAAGCAAAGUAUCCUCCCCAUAGAGGUUAGUCAGUUUAACACGUAGGCUUUCGCGACCAAUAUUAUUCAUA